This is a messenger RNA of Aureobasidium pullulans EXF-150, 963 nucleotides long. Its product is annotated as NAD(P)-binding protein. The record is from RefSeq and is a predicted model, not a curated record. Bases 1 to 963 code for a protein of 320 amino acids. Lineage: Eukaryota; Fungi; Ascomycota; Dothideomycetes; Dothideales; Saccotheciaceae. The transcript has 3 exons.
AUGGACGGUCUCAAGAAUAUUGCCUGGGUUGGAACCGGCCCAAUGGGUCUUCCAAUGCUAGAAAGAACCACCGCGACAGGAAAAUUCAACAUCAAACUACUCGUCCGCAACCAAAUCUCCUCUUACGCCAAUAUCCCAAAGGGCGUCCAGUCUAUCCACCAAGUCAACUACUACGACCACGAGUCACUGGUUGAGCACCUUCAAGGCCAAGAUAUAGUGAUUGUAUUCACCAGCUUCGUGCCGGGAAACGAGCUCGACAGGAAGCAAAUCGCACUUGUGAAUGCAGCAAUUGAUGCAGGUGUCAAGUAUUUCAUUCCAUCUGAAUGGGCGCCGGACACUGCUGGCAGAAUGGGCAGUGUUCAAGAUGGACAUGGACCAACACUACCCACUGAUAUGGUAUUGGCGCCAAAGCGAGUCACUCACAAUUACCUAUUAUGCCGUGCCGCGGAAAAGAAAUUGAAUUUCUGCGUCAUCUACCCGGGCGUUUUAUUUGAGCUCGGUUUCGCUAAUGGCAUUUUCGGUUUCGAUUUCACCAACAACACAGCCUGCCUUCCUGACAAUGGGAUCAAUCCAUUCUCAACCACUACCCUGGACACACUCUCCAAGGUCGUGAUCUCGCUUUUCGAAAACCCAUCGCUCAUCUCGAACAAAUUCUACCAUGUCGCCGAUGGUGUGCUCACCCAGCAAGAUGUUUUCCUCGUCGUUGAGAAGGAGACCGGAGUUUCUUGGGCGAGGACUUCGUACUCGACCAGCGAAGUCCGUAAAGCGGCGUUGGCGAAUAUGGAAGAGGGUGUUUAUGGACCGACUGAGUACAUGCAUAGUUUGAUGACGCCUUUCUUUGGAGGUCUUCAGGUUUCGAGACACCUUGAUAAUCGAGAGUUGAAGGUGCGUGAUGGAGAAGUUGAUAUCAGAGAGGAGGUGGUGAGAUUGGUACGCAAGCAGCUUGCAGACAAGAAGGAGUAA